AUGGGUGAUAUCUACGCCUCCGUAAGCUAUGCAGGCCUUUCCUGGACGAGUCCUCACGCCCUGACCUUCAGAGGCACCUUCGUCUUGGCAGCCAUCUCAUGGCAGCGUGCCGUAGUUGAAGAUCCAGGACGUGUUCCGGAAGACUGGAGGAUAAGUUCAAGCGGGCAGCCGAUCUUUGAGAAGGAGGGAGGCCUCCAUUUCCCAAAGAAGCGCACAAGCCCGGGUGGACGGCGGUAUUUCUGCAGGAAGGAGGGGAAGUUCCGGCCCGAGCGUGCGCAUUUCUGCAGCGUUCUGGAUCGGAACGUCUUGAGGAUGGACCACUACUGUGUCUGGCUCGCCAACUGUGUUGGCUACCACAACCACAAGUAUUUCUACCUUGCCUUAUUCUACUCUGCUGUUGCUUCUACCGUGGGAAAUGCGGUGCUGGUGCAAGCUUUCCUCCAUCCAUCCCAUCUACCUGUUGUGCACAGGGUGAUCCUCUUGCCAGGAACUUUGCUGUCCUCCCUCCUGCUCGCAAUGCUGUGGCCGUAUCUCGGGUUCCACACCUUUCUGAUCGGCCGCAAUCUGACCACCAUCGAGUUUCUGGAAACUCGUGAUCUCUUUCCUGGCUUCUCCAAGUACGAUGAGGGCCUCUAUAGCAACAUCCAGUGUGUCCUGGGCGACUCGUGGCCGCUCUGGCUUCUUCCCAUGGCCGGUCCCAGCGGAACCGGAUUAGAAUGGGGGGUCGCAGAGACCCAGACCGAGGGAUUCCUGUCCUUCACGAAACUACGGGAAGAUGAUGAUGCUCCGGCAGAGGAGCUUUCAUCCAGAACAGCAGCAAGCUCGGCCUCCGGUGAGCAGGCGGCGGGCUUCGACUGCAUGACUCGCUGGGCCACCGGAGGUGCAAUGGCCUUGGAGGUGCUGGCAUGCGACUCUUGGCAGUCCUUGUCUCAAACUGUGGCGGCUCUGGCCAGCUACUGCGGACCCUUGCAGAGGUCUUCCGGCCCAGCGGCUUGA
This is a messenger RNA of Symbiodinium sp. CCMP2592, 996 nucleotides long. The record is from the annotation of a GenBank genome assembly. Lineage: Eukaryota; Dinophyceae; Suessiales; Symbiodiniaceae.